UUUUUCACGUAUUUUCAUCCAUCGAAGUGUAACGAAGUUACUAAGUUCUGUCGGCCCAUGCGCAUGAUUCAUAUGGAAAAAGUGAACAGCAUUUCUCUCUCUAGGUCUUGCCAUGCCUGCGUCAAGGCUAAGCGGCGCUGUAAAGCUAGGCUUCCAAAGUGUGAACGAUGCCGCAUCAAGGGGGUAGAAUGCUUGUAUACCAAUGAGCCUCUAGUCUCCAACGUGGACGAUAAUCAGCCUCUUUCAGACAAAAGCUCUAAGAAACCAGAAAUUUUAGAAGACAAUCAACUGGUAAAAUCUCGUCGAAAAAUAACAUCUCGCGAUAUGGAAUUUUCCCACUUCACUCAUCUAAACGCCCCUUUACAUCUUGUUCGAAAGUGGUGUUAUUCGAAAACUACAGGCGCUAGCUUGGCAGUAUGUGAACCGAGCUUACCUGUUAUAGAGUGGAGACAAGACCUCGCGACUGUCUAUUAUCUUGCGGCUCAUUUGAAGGCUUUCCCAAUUACAUUCUCUCGGGAAGCAAGAACUCCUUUCAUUCAUUCCACCUUGUAUAGCCGGUGGCUACCGAAGCAGAUCAAAGAUACAUAUGCCAUUUGUCGAGCAUAUUCGUUAUCAAUAGACAAUGACGAAGACUUUUGCUUCGGAGUUCUACAUCAAAAACUUGGCGAAUUGAUCAAGGAGUCUCAGUCAUCGCACUCAUUUAGUGACUUAUUAGCUUCUCUUCAAGCUUUAAUACUCUACCUACUUAUUUGUCUUUUUCACAAGGACCCUCAACAGAGGAGAUUUGCAGAAACACAUGUUGCUACUCUCAACCAGUGGACACGUCGUUUAUGGGAGCAAGCUCCAAACGAAAUAUCGCCGAACCUAAGCGCAUGGGAGGCUUGGGCUUUUGCAGAAAGCGUUCGCCGGAGCAUUAUAAUUUCAUAUCUGGUUCGAGGCGUCUACCAGAUCGCAAAAUUUGGCUUCCAUCCGCAUUCAAUGUUUGUUGAAACCCUACCAUUUGAUCGGCAUACAUGGCUAUGGGAUGCCACCUCUGCAAGGCUGUGGUCUGCACUUCCGAGAGAUCCUCUGCACUCAAUUAUUUCCUAUCGUGAAUACACAGCUGAUUUUGCAAAUCAGUUAACAACUCCAACCAAUUUAUUUGAGUCGCUACUCUUAGUUAUGCGAUAUGGGAAAGAACCAAUCUAUCAUCGUCCUUGUAAUAGCUAAUUUAUGAGCAAAAUGUCAGAGCUACUUAAGGAGGAAUUUGAUUAGUGUUCAAAAACAUUAGGGUCAUAUAUAUGAUCUACAAUUAAG
Trichoderma asperellum CBS 433.97 is the source of this 1296-nucleotide messenger RNA. The record is from RefSeq and is a predicted model, not a curated record. NCBI's taxonomy places the organism in Eukaryota, Fungi, Ascomycota, Sordariomycetes, Hypocreales, Hypocreaceae.